This is a messenger RNA of Mus caroli (Ryukyu mouse), 1870 nucleotides long. RefSeq names its product vesicle transport through interaction with t-SNAREs 1A (gene Vti1a). Gene Ontology annotation, biological process: intracellular protein transport; vesicle fusion with Golgi apparatus; macroautophagy. Gene Ontology annotation, molecular function: SNAP receptor activity; SNARE binding. The record is from RefSeq and is a predicted model, not a curated record. NCBI's taxonomy places the organism in Eukaryota, Metazoa, Chordata, Mammalia, Rodentia, Muridae. Gene Ontology annotation, cellular component: endoplasmic reticulum membrane; ER to Golgi transport vesicle membrane; late endosome membrane.
CUUCCCUCGGAAAGCCCGCGCCUGCAACUUUGGGGCGCUCCAGCCGUUUCUCUGGAGCUGCAGUGUGGGGGACGUGUAUUCUGUGAUACCCGAGAGCAUGUGGGCUUUCGUAGUCUUUUUUUUUUUUUUUUUUUUAGGGGUCACCGAAAGUGAACUUUUUCUUUAGUUUUACGUUCGAAGGUUUGGGUGGAAAAGAAAAGGCGCAGGCAGCGCAGUUUCCGGAGGACAGGGACUGCGUAGAGCAACCAGGAAGCAGCAGGGCUGGGAGUUGUUCCCGGUUCCCGCUGUGCUGUGGGGACUUCUUCACAGGGUCCCUGCGCCGAGGCCGGGCGCCUUUGGCGAGUCCCGCUCUGAGCGCUAGAACCCGGCUCCGGCCGGCCGUGCCCGAGCUGCCAUGUCUUCCGACUUCGAAGGGUACGAGCAGGACUUCGCAGUGCUCACUGCUGAAAUCACCAGCAAGAUUGCCAGGGUCCCUCGGCUCCCUCCCGAUGAGAAGAAGCAAAUGGUUGCCAAUGUGGAGAAACAGCUUGAAGAGGCCAGAGAACUGCUUGAACAGAUGGAUUUGGAAGUUCGAGAAAUUCCACCCCAAAGUCGAGGAAUGUAUAGCAACAGAAUGAGAAGCUACAAGCAAGAAAUGGGGAAACUGGAAACGGAUUUUAAAAGGUCACGGAUCGCCUACAGUGACGAAGUACGGAAUGAGCUCCUAGGGGAUGCUGGGAAUUCCUCCGAGAACCAGAGGGCACAUCUGCUGGAUAACACGGAGAGGCUGGAAAGGUCAUCUCGGAGACUAGAGGCUGGGUACCAGAUAGCAGUGGAGACCGAGCAAAUCGGCCAAGAGAUGUUGGAAAACCUGAGUCAUGACAGAGAAAAGAUACAGCGGGCACGUGACCGACUCCGGGAUGCAGAUGCAAACCUGGGGAAGAGCUCUCGGAUUCUGACGGGGAUGCUGCGAAGAAUCAUCCAGAACCGUAUCCUGCUCGUCAUCUUGGGGAUCAUCGUGGUCAUCGCCAUCCUGACGGCCAUCACGUUUUUCGUCAAAGGACACUGAUGCAUCUGGUCCCCCUUGAUAAACAGUGAUCUUGGCUUGUUCCGAGUAAUUAAGACAAAAUGGUCACAUGAAUCAUUCUUUCGUGCUGACAGGCCCCGAGUGACCCUCUGUCUCUCCCUUACCACUGUUGAGCUGAGUGCAGAGAGUGUAAAAGCAUCUUUCUAUUCCUGUCUGCAUGUGGGUUGGUUUCCUUUCUGAGGUUGGUCUUUGCCCAGAUAUGUCGUUUUUUUUAUAGGUAAAGGUGAAUGCUUAUUUGCCUUUAGGUAGCUUCAUCUGCUGUCCAAAAUAGCUUUGGUAACAUCCUUCCUUGCCUUGUGGACAUGCCUGGGGUCACGGUCUGAGAGAGGCCGUGAUGACUCAGUCACAGUAGCUUCUUUUUGUCACGUACCUCUCUUUACCAGACAGUCCUUCUGUGCUGUCCAUGGAUAAAAUGCCAGAAAAAUCAGAGGCCAGAGCCAGUGAUCAGCUCCAGGUCAGCCUCGCCCUUUCCCAGCAUAAUGAGUUUGGCGAUCCUGCCCAGGCAACUUCAUUGCAAAGGGGCAGGAUUUACUGUCUCUUGUCCAGAGAAAUAACUUGGCCCUUUCCCUAGAUUUUUAUUGCAUACAUAUGUAUGUGUAUGUAUAUUUUGCCCACACACGUGUAUGUGUAUGUAUAUUUUGCCCAAGAGUUUUGGUUUUUGUUUUUGCUGAAGCUGCUCAAUGCCUCCUUUUCCCAGCUUUGGUUACUGGCAACAAGAAAUAGUCCCUCGCCUUCCCCAAAAGCCGUUCUCCCCAGAACUUGCUGGCAGCGUGAGAAUUGGCACAGAAUUUAAUUGUGACCACA